Molecule: messenger RNA, 969 nt
Organism: Botrytis porri
Lineage: Eukaryota; Fungi; Ascomycota; Leotiomycetes; Helotiales; Sclerotiniaceae
Exons: 4
Coding region: 1-969 (322 amino acids)
Molecular function (GO): hydrolase activity
Source: RefSeq, a predicted model, not a curated record
AUGGGAGAUGCAACAACUGAAAAUUACAAGCCCGAAUGGCUCGAGCUUGAAAAAGCUCUCGGCACCCGUCCCCUUCUCGUAGGCGAUUCCGCCAACAUCGAAGCACAAUUCAACAGCCUCGUCACCGCGCUCAACACCCAAAGACCUCCUCCCGACACCUCCAUCCACACGCGCGAUACCUCCGCCGACGGUAUUCCAAUCCGUAUCUACACACCACCAGACACAUCCCAAAACGGCGAACUUCCUCUCGGAGUCUAUUUUCACGGCGGUGGAUAUUGUGUGGGCAAUCUCGAUUCCGAGGAUAUGUGGUGUCGCUAUAUCGCAAAGAGCGUGCCAUGUGUGAUUGUAAGUGUGCAGUAUAGAUUGGGUCCCGUAUUCAAGAUUCCGGUUAUGUUGGAGGAUAGCGUGAGGGCUUUUGAAUGGGCCUUUAAACAUGCUUCGGAACUCAACUCCUCCCCGUCCAAACUCUUCACCAUUGGCGGUUCCGCCGGCGGCGGCCUCGCUCUCACCGUCGCCCACGAUCUCAUCGCCAAGGGUAAAGGCUCACAAAUCAAAGGAAUCGUCGCUAUGGUUCCCGUCGCCGCACAUCCAUCGUCCAUCCCCGCAUCUUAUGAGAAUUACUAUCGUUCCUACGAGGAGAAUGCGCACGAUGUACCGGUUAUCGAUGCGGAUACGAUGGAUACGUUUUUUGGGGCUGUGGGGGCGGAUCCGCAGGAUCCGAGAGUUUUUGUGACGCUUUCGAAACAUUUGGAUGAGUUCCCUCCGACUUAUAUUGCGACGUGUGGAAAAGAUCCUUUGCGGGAUGAUGGUAAGGUGUUGGAAAUGCUAUUGAAGGAGAAGGGCAUCAAGACCAAGAGUGAUUAUUAUGAGGGGGUGCCGCAUUAUUUUUGGCUUUUUCCCGGUAUCAAGGGUGGAGAUGAAUUUUUGGAUAAUGUCAGUAAAGGGGUGAAGUUCGUUUUGGGGAUUUAA